Aspergillus lentulus is the source of this 4053-nucleotide messenger RNA. NCBI's taxonomy places the organism in Eukaryota, Fungi, Ascomycota, Eurotiomycetes, Eurotiales, Aspergillaceae. The record is from RefSeq and is a predicted model, not a curated record.
AUGGUCUCUAGAUCUAGUGAGGGGAAUGAGGGGCCCCCUCCGUCCUCGAGGACUCCUGGAACUCCAGCCAAAGCGCGAGUCGCCAAACUCGGAUCCAGCCCCUCGAAACGGGACGAAAAAUCCGGCGAGGGCAGAGUGGUAAAGUCAUCUGCGAAAGAUGUCGCCGAGCUCAAAGAUUAUCAAUUGGGCGACUGUUUGGGUAGAGGCGCAUUCGGUUCAGUGUAUAGGGCGCUAAACUGGAACACCGGGGAGACUGUUGCUGUGAAGCAGAUCAAGUUGGCCGACCUCCCGAAAAGCGAAUUACGAGUUAUAAUGUUGGAAAUCGACCUUUUGAAGAACCUAGAUCAUCCUAAUAUCGUCAAGUACCAUGGUUUCGUCAAGUCUGCUGAAACCUUAAACAUUAUCUUGGAGUAUUGUGAGAAUGGCUCCUUGCACUCCAUCUCCAAGAACUUCGGUCGCUUUCCCGAAAAUUUGGUCGGGUUAUACAUGUCGCAAGUUCUCCAUGGGCUUUUAUAUCUGCACGAACAGGGUGUCAUUCAUAGAGAUAUUAAAGGCGCAAACAUCCUCACGACAAAGGAGGGACUCGUCAAACUUGCAGACUUCGGUGUCGCCAGCCGCACUACUGGACUGAGCGAAUCGAGCGUCGUUGGUACGCCGUACUGGAUGGCUCCCGAGGUGAUUGAACUUUCAGGCGCAACUACAGCCUCAGAUAUCUGGAGUCUCGGGUGUACGGUCAUCGAAUUGCUUGAAGGAAAACCUCCCUACUACAAUCUUCAGCCCAUGCCGGCGCUGUUCCGUAUUGUUAAUGAUGACCAUCCUCCUCUUCCACAAGGCGCCUCCCCGGCAGUCAAAGACUUCCUGAUGCAAUGCUUCCAGAAAGAUCCUAAUCUUCGUGUCUCUGCAAGAAAGCUCCUGAAACACCCUUGGAUCGUGAAUGCUCGUAGAUCGGACUCAGUGGUGCCGAAGAAGUCUACGGAGUAUGAAGAAGCGGUCAGAAGCGUCCAAGAAUGGAACGAGGCUCUGCGGUCUCCUGGUGCGGGAACUUUACGGAAGCCAUUCAGACACGAUCAUCAGACUCCAAGUCCGCUUCGUCGCAAUCAGCCGCCGUCUCGAAACACCCCCACUAAAGACGCCCUUCCAGCCCCCGUUGUCAGCAAUGCCAAAGAUCAAUCCCUGUUGUCGAACGCAACUGCCGAAGAUAAUUGGGACGAUGACUUUGCAACUGCCAUUUCUCCUAGUGCGCUGCAGCUACCACAUCUUCGACCGCAUGAUAAUUUCGGAGGAAUGCUUUCCUCUGAGAAGCUCAAGGCAUUUGCCUCACUAGAUGGGACGGUUGUCAAAUCCGAGGAUAGUUUUGAAGACUUCAACGACUCGUUUCGGACUACUUUGCACUGCGGAGAGUCGGAUCCUCUGCAGACUAUCCGACCUUUUCCAUUCAGGCAGACCGGCGCGGACGAUGGAUUCGCCCAAAAUUCGCCGCUCCAGAUGGAGUCCAAAAGGUCUACUCCUUUCGUACAUAACGUCCCAAAUCUGACGCAGAAUCCUGUUCCACCUUCGAGACAGUCUCGUCCAGCCUCAUUUUACAAGGAGAACUCAGUAGAGGAUUAUUCUGAUCUCAUAAUAACUGACGAAGACGUUCUAGGCCGAAAACUCAACAUUGUGAAAGAGACCGAUGAAGAUCAAUAUCCCUCGAAUUUCGCAGACCUUCCGCCGUCAAAGGAGAUAGUCCGAUAUCAAACACCCUCUCAGGAUGACGAGCAGGAACCCCAAUUACGGAGGCAGCUCUCAACCAAGCGUCAUAGAUCAGCGGUAGAAAUUCACAGAUUUGCCGAGAACGAGAGAGACGAAGACUUCUCUGAUAUCUUGGGGGCUGAGGAGGUGGCCCUAGACAAGCCGGACAGCGAUGGUAGCUCGGAUAGAAGCACCUUGAUGCUCAAUUCACGACACUCAAACAAUUCUUGGCUCGGAGACCAAGACGACGAAGAUGAUCCAUUCGCCCAGUUAGAGGAAGGGCUCGAUGAAAUGGACUUGGAAGCCAACAUUGCGCGCGAUAAGUAUGCUAGACUCCGUGGUCAAGUCGAAGGGCUAGUGAGCUCUUUGAAGACCUCUCAAGAUGAAGACGUACUUGAGGAUAUCUCAGAGCAAUUGUUGACGAUAUUCUGUGAUCUUCCGGAAACGAAAAAUAUCAUUAUGAGCGCCCACGGCAUGCUACCGAUACUAGAGAUUCUUGAUACAUGCCGCCGACGCGACGUCGUCUCAUGUCUCCUGAAAAUUGUUAAUGCAAUUAUCUAUGAGGAUUACGAGAUUCAAGAGAACUUGUGUUUCGUUGGGGGAAUCCCAAUCAUCAAUGAAUUCGCUUCGAAGAAGUACCCGCGCGAGAUCCGACUGGAGGCAGCUGCUUUUGUACAGCAGAUGUAUCAAACUUCUACCCUGACCCUUCAGAUGUUUGUCAGCGCCGGAGGGUUGAAUGUUCUUGUGGAAUUUUUGGAGGACGAUUAUGAGGAUGAACGAGAUCUGGUCCUUAUAGGCGUCAAUGGAAUUUGGAGCGUCUUUGAGCUGCAAGGAUCAACGCCAAAGAAUGAUUUCUGCAGAAUUCUGUCUCGCAGUUCGGUCCUAGACCCUCUUUCACUCGUAUUGAGCCGAGUAUUGGACGAAGGUGGAGAACUCGCCGAAAUAGUCGAGGGACGCAUUGCCAGCAUCUUCUUCGUCUUCUCUCAGGCUGAAAAUCAUGUGAAGGAGAUGGUUGCCGAACGAACUGUUUUGCACAGGGUGCUGAAGGAACUGAAGCGCAUGACUCCUGCUCAUCAAAUUACCAUGUUGAAGUUUAUCAAGAACUUGUCCAUGCUGUCAACUACACUUGACUCUCUGCAGAACUCAAACGCCAUUGACGUGCUGACUGAUCUUUUGCGGUCAACCAUCAAACGGCCACACUUCCGAGAAGUCUCCAACCAGAUCCUGAAUACAAUCUACAACAUGUGUCGUCUAAAUAAGUCCCGGCAAGAGGACGCUGCGUUGAACGGUAUCGUGCCGCUGCUCCAAAAGAUUGUUAAGACUGAGCGACCCUUAAAGGAAUUCGCUUUACCAAUCCUCUGCGACAUGGCACAUUCCGGAAAAGUUGGCCGUCGUGAGCUAUGGCGCAAUAGAGGAUUGCCUUUCUAUAUAUCCCUGCUUUCCGACCCUUACUGGCAGGUCACUGCCUUGGAUGCCAUCUUUACCUGGCUACAGGAAGAAACGGCGAAGGUCGAGGAGCACUUGCUCAGUUACCACCCCGAUCAGCCAUCAUUCACAGAGUCCAUUAUCAGAUGCUUAACAGUCUCGAAGGCUAAUGCUUUUGAGAAUCUCCUCGAACCGCUUCAAAAGCUCCUUAGGCUGAGCCCUCCCAUAGCAUUGACAUUCGCCCGGGAAGACAUGUUUGUCCGGAUCAGGCAAAAAUUGCAUCACAACAAAGCUGCUGUUCGCUUGAACCUUCUGCGAAUCAUAUCCAGUAUCUGUGAGGCCAGCGAAGACCAAGGUGGUCUUCUGGCAGAGUAUGGCCUUCUUGAAGCAAUCAGAGAACUGGAGCAUGAUCCGGCUAUCCUCGUUCGGGACAUGGCUGGAAAACUCAUUCAGGCUAAUGAGAGAAGCGAAUCCUAUGGAUUAGGGAAGCGCAGGCCAGGUGUGAGGCGAGGAAGUACAGCUACUACUCCGCCGGGUCUUUUGACAAACCAGUCUGCUCCGAGUACUCCUUCGAUGCCUCGCACAAGUCAGUCGAAAAGCUACUUCGAUGGACGCGAGGUCCAGAGGCACCCGCGAAAUGCUCUCAGUGGGUCAGCGCUGGCGCUGCGGCCUGCUAGUAGAGAUGGUGCAAGUCCCGCUCUUGCCGUAGGUGCAAGCAAGGGCUCCAAUGCCUCAAGCGCUUCCAGAAAUCGGCUACCGCGUGGGAUGUCUAGCAAUAGACUGUCCCACGUCGAACUUCUACCUGAGGAAGACAGCAGGUCGCAGAGCUCAUUGUCACGUCGACCCUCCAUCCUCCCGCGACGCCGGCGUCAAACACAUGCUGAUGGUGACUGGUGA